AUGCGCUCAUUCGUGCAGUGGAUGGGUCAAGGCAAAGCAAACGAGGCACUCAUGAUUGGCAGAGAGAUUCCUGCCAGCGAGUUGGUUCAGGUCGGGUUUGUUAACAAAGUCUUCCAAGACAAGAGCAAUUUCCGCAAACAGGAGAGGGAGUACUUGCAGCAGACCUUUGGCGAUAAGGCUUCUGGGAGUAAGGUGCCCCAUAUUCUUAUCUAA
Penicillium samsonianum is the source of this 213-nucleotide messenger RNA. Its product is annotated as Crotonase core. The record is from RefSeq and is a predicted model, not a curated record. The transcript has a single exon. Lineage: Eukaryota; Fungi; Ascomycota; Eurotiomycetes; Eurotiales; Aspergillaceae. The coding region runs from base 1 to 213 and encodes 70 amino acids.